This is a messenger RNA of Aspergillus versicolor CBS 583.65, 1035 nucleotides long. RefSeq names its product NmrA/HSCARG family protein. The record is from RefSeq and is a predicted model, not a curated record. The coding region runs from base 1 to 1035 and encodes 344 amino acids. Lineage: Eukaryota; Fungi; Ascomycota; Eurotiomycetes; Eurotiales; Aspergillaceae. The transcript has a single exon.
AUGUCCUCAGAAAAGCCAAUUCUCGUUGUCGUCGGUGCGACAGGUAAUCAGGGAGGGUCUGUCAUAUCGCACUUUUUAUCACUAUCAUCUUCUCCAUACGCCCUUCGCGGCAUCUCUCGUGACCCAUCGUCGUCUAAAUCUGUUGCUCUCGUAGCGCGCGGGGUGGAGAUGGUAGCUGGGAACAACUACGAGCCCUCCUCUCUUGACGCUGCCUUCAAAGGUGCAUCUGUCAUCUUCUGUGUCACUGAUUUUUGGGCUGCUUUCUUCGACCCUUCGCAGCGCGAGAAGGCUGUUGCAUCUGGUAUAUCCAUUGGAGAGCAUUGCCGGUCGCUUGAGGUGCGGCAAAACCGAAAUAUUAUUGAUGCUGCUGCCAAAGUGAGCACGCUGGAGCGCUUUGUCUUUUCCAGCAUGCCGAACACAAACAAAAUAAGUAGUGGAAAGUACAGAAAUGUUUACCACUUUGAGUCCAAAGCUCUUGCUGAAGAAUAUGGUCGCGCGGCUCAUCCAAACCUUUGGGAGAAAACGACUGUGCUUUAUGCCGGGCUGUACCUGGAGAAUUGGCUCGAUACCUUGGGGGCUAGUGCCUUACUACCUCCAAAAUGGAGCAACGACAGGGACGAACUUGUGUUGCCUUUGCUGGGACCAUUGAGCGAUGCACCGUUUCCCUUGUACUCCGCAGUGGACGAUACUGGUGCCCUUGUACAUACCAUACUUCACGCGGACCCGGGACAGAAGGUCAUCGGUGUCAAUGAAUGGCUUAGUAUCAAAGAUAUUGCCAUAAUUUUGGGUCAAGCGUUAGGGAAGCGCGUUGAAUUUGUCCAAGGUGAUCUAGGCUUCGACCUAGGAGACCCAGAUCUGACAAAGGAGAUGACAGAGAUGAUGGAAUUCUGUGUUGAGUUCGGAUAUGAUGGGGCAAUGGUUGAUAAUACCAUUGUGAAACCUGCUGAUUUAGGAGUGCCAGUUCAUCUUCAGCCUGUUAAGGAGUGGUGUGCAAAGCAGGAUUGGAAGAGUGUGCUACAAGUUGGUGGAAAUUGA